This is a messenger RNA of Dermatophagoides farinae (American house dust mite), 2840 nucleotides long. RefSeq lists its product as uncharacterized. Gene Ontology annotation, biological process: regulation of monoatomic ion transmembrane transport; potassium ion import across plasma membrane. NCBI's taxonomy places the organism in Eukaryota, Metazoa, Arthropoda, Arachnida, Sarcoptiformes, Pyroglyphidae. Gene Ontology annotation, molecular function: inward rectifier potassium channel activity. The record is from RefSeq and is a predicted model, not a curated record. Gene Ontology annotation, cellular component: plasma membrane.
UAUAGAAUAAGCCAGAAAAUCCAUUAUCAUUUGAUGAAAUGUACUUGCUGGCUUAUUCCAUUUUUAGACAAUAAAUUAAUUUGAUGAUUUCGUGAUCAAGCAUUCGAUGAUUGUCGCAUAAUAAACAACACAAUAAUUGACGGUUGGCCAUUGAUGGUAGUGGUGAUGGCAAUAAUCCAUUACGCCGUCCUUCAUGCCAAAGUGUAGAAAGAAAAAGACAAAAACGAUAAAAAAAAUACAAUUUCAUUUCUUUCAAUAAAACAGUUUUGUCCGGUGUUGGAUGAAUCUUUUUUUUGAGGACAAAAAGUGUUAAUAGAUUUAUUUCAACACAUUUGAUCAUUUCAAUCAUUUUUUUCGUCAACCUGUUGAGUGGAUCUCUUUCAUUUUUAUUUUUUGAUAAUCAAUUAAUCUUUAAGGAAGAAUGCCUGUUGAAGAAAUAGAUAAAUUAUCAAAACAACCGGCAAAAUCAAUAAUACUGCAAAAUGUUCCUAAAGAAAAACGUUCGAUAUCUUUACAAACUGGAAGUUCGACGAUAAUCAUGCCUGUCGAUGAAAAAUCUAAAACUACAUCCGUUUCGAAUGCACCACCGAUUCGAACUGUUUCCACAGAAACGGAUCUACUACCACCAAUGACUCAAAUUUCCGAUAAUCCUAAAUCGCUCCCUAUAACUAAAACAGGUUUUUCAUUGUUACCUGGGCUUCAAAAUCAACCGCAUGUCAACUUUGAAGAACAAAAAAUUGAAAAAAACGAAAAAUUCAAACCAUCGUCAAUAGCAAUAGAAGUUGACUUUAAUCCAUCUCCGACUGAGGACCGAAAAACUAUCAAUUUUGAACAAUCGUUGUAUCAAGUACCGAAUUCACCAAUUAAGGAACCAACAAUCAUUCCCAAAUUGGUUUCUGAAAGUAAAGUGAAUCCACCUGCAGAAUCAGUUGUUGAAAAACAUGAAUUAAAAACAAAAUCACCACCACCAUCAAGUCCAAGCAGUAGCAGCGAAUUAAGCCAUCGAACUGUAAGUCUCAGUGAUCCAGAUUUAUAUUAUUUGAGUUUGCCACCGCACGUUAAAAUUAGUCAUCAUCCACACGGUGAUGAUAAGCCAUUUCAACCUUCACAACCGAAAGCUGAAACAUCAAAAGAAUCGACAAAAACAAAUGUAUUACCGCAUAGAAUUUCAUUUCAUAAACAAAAAUCUGUUACAUCUGGUCCGAGUGAGAUGAAAGAUUCACCCUAUUCAACAGUUCGUUCCAUCCGUUUCGAGCAUCAUAAACGAGUCACUUCGAAAUCGAUGAGAGCGUUAUCACACACAGGAUCACAAAAUCAACACUCUAUUGUGUCACCUAAACACUAUCAAAGUGCAUUAUUGAAAUUCACACCAGAAACGGCUACUCUUGUUCCAAUUGGGAAUGAAAAAUCCCGUCAUGAUAUACGAACAAGCAUGCGAUGGAAAUCGACCAAUCUUUCUCACAUGCAAGUGACAUGUCAUUCAGACACGGAUAUUUCAGAUACAACACCGGAAAUAAAUAAUAAUUAUUUGGAUAAUAAUAAUGCCAGUGAUAAUGAAGCAAUGGCCAUUCUACCGAUCGAAGCAAGAGAAUUAUUGAUGCAGGAAGAAGAAGAUAGAAAAUCACGUUUAGCAAAAGAAAGUACAUCAUUACUGCGAAUUCCAGGUUUAGGGACAAGACGUGAAAGUAAAUUCUUUCCUGGAAGAAUACGUAAACGUGUUAUAUUGAAAAAUGGUAACAUUAAUCUAUGUCCAGAACAUGUGGACAAGAGAAGUAGACGAUAUUUACAGGACACGUUCACCACAAUGGUUGAUAUUCGUUGGCGUUGGAAUCUAUUGGUUUUUGCAAUGGGUUUCUUAGGUAGUUGGUUCGGUUUUUCUAUCAUUUGGUGGUUGAUUGCAUUUUCACAUUCAGAUUUUGAACAUUUACACGAUGAAGAAUGGACACCAUGUGUUGCAAAUUUAAGAAAUUUUGCCAGUGCCAUAUUGUUUUCAAUUGAAACACAACAUACAAUCGGUUAUGGUUCACGUUUUACAACUGAAGAAUGUCCAGAGGCAAUGUUUUUGAUGAUGUUACAAUCGAUUACUGGUGUAAUGAUCCAAUGUUUUAUGGUUGGUUUCAUUUUUGCAAAACUUUCUCGGCCACAGAAACGUUCGCAAACAUUGAUGUUUAGCCGAUACGCUAUAGUGAAUACUCGCGAUGGUGAAAUGUGUCUAAUGUUCAGGGUCGGUGAUCUAAGAGAUAGGUCACAUAUAAUUGGAGCAAAAGUUUCGGCACAAUUGAUUAGGAAAAAAAUGACAUCCGAAGGUGAAAUGAUACCAUAUUUUCAUCAGAAAUUAAAUGUUAAAUUUGAUGAGAUUGAUGAUGAAGUGUUUCUAAUAUGGCCUGCAAUUAUCGUACAUAUUAUCGAUAAAGAUAGUCCAUUCUAUACGAUGAAUGUUGAUGAUAUGACAAGAGAAAAGUUUGAAAUAAUUGCAAUUCUUGAAGGAACAGUAGAAUCUACUGGACAAACAAUCCAAGCACGAACAUCGUAUCUACCAUCAGAAAUAUUAUGGGGACAUCGUUUUGAACAAUUGAUACGUUAUCGUCAUGAUACUGGAGAAUACCUUGUUGAUUAUUCAAAGUUUAACAAUACAUUCGAUGUUGAUUCACCACUAUGCAGUGCAAAAGAAUUGAAAGAAGAAUUACGACAACAAAAAGUUCAUGAUGAUGAUGAAUCGGAUCAAUUAUGAAGUUCAUGGAUGAUUUUGAUUUUGAAAAAAAAACAUUUAUAAAUUUAUUUAAAUUCAUAAUGAUAAACAAUAAUUGAAUAUGAUAAUUAAACUAUUGCUUGCUUUUGGA